AUGGAGCCGAACGAAGAUAGUUUUCUCAGAUUCUGUCGUUUCAUUCGGUAUUUCCAAUGCGCAAAGGUCCCUUGCGACCUUUUGAUUCGCGCAUGCGAGCCAAAGUUAACUUGGACCUCGAAUGGAGAGAUAGUUCAGAAGCUACCGCUGGAGGCUGGGGUUCCAGAAUGGCUUAUGGUUCUCUACAACACCAAUAAACCGUUCUUACAUCAUCCGACCCAUGGAUCACAUAUUGCAGGCGUGGAAAUCAUACUCCAGAACGGUGUUCCAUACUUUGAUGUAGCGACAGCAAACCAGCCCGAACUUGAGCUCAAUCAGCUUCCGUCAAUCGACAAUGAAGGCUCCAUGGCCGGAGAGCUUCUUGCUGUCUUCCUACAAGCAUUUCCUUCUAUCAAUAUUGAGAUAAUUGGAGAAGAGAUUGUCGACAGGUUGAUGGAUAUCGCCAUGAGAUCUAUCCUGCCCUUGCUCUCAUGCCUCACCGAUGCAGAUAUAAAAGACUGGCUGCUGCCGAUAGACCAAGAGGAGUUGGAGUCAUGCCUAUUUUCUCUCUUCGAGUUCCUGUAUCAGGCUAUUGCUAUGUUAGGCGUUGAACACCCUCUACUGCCGUUGUCGUUACCAGAGCGAUUAUUGAAUAUCGUCCCCGACGGUACGGGAAAUGACACUAUAGUGGUCCUUCGGAGGAUUGCAGACAUCUUGAAACAAUUCAAAGAGACUGGCCAAGAUGUACUGGAAUACAAACCAUUGUCCUCUGGAACGAAGACUGAUGAGAGAAGUCACUCCAUACUGGGAUAUUUCUUAUCACUCCCAAAUAUGCAUUCCGCUGGAGCCCUGACUACUUGGCAACCUUUAGUCCCCAAAAGUCCAUCUCAGAUGGAGUACUUGGCAGCGGUCAGCUUCUGCGAGCAGUCGCGCCUAGCUGUGCUUGAGAGACCUGCGUUUCUUACAUUGGACGUCAGGGUAUUGGAAGGCCUCCUGCGCUCACGACGAAAGCAAUACGACCAAGCGUCGAAGGUUUUGGACACGACUAUGGUCGAAGUUAUCUCCCAGUACGGAUCAUGUUCCAUGCAACUCGGAAUAGUCACGGCUGAGCUCGCUAAUUGCUACAAUGUCCUCCGGCGAGAGGCACUGGCUGAGUUAACUUUGACCAAAAGCCUCGAAUUGCUACUGGAUUCAGAUCUCUCCAACCGACGCGAUGUGAUCUACCUCAGAUUCGCCCUGGCCGACUCCCUUAUAGGACAAGCUAAAUACCAGGAUGCGGUGCCAAUCCUCCAGGGCAUCAUAGAUGACCCUGAUGUUUCAGCAACAUUUCGUAUGAUGAGUGCACUUCGUCUGACAAGGUCAAAGCGUAGAAUGCAUGAAGAUGCACGCAAGGCCUUUCAACAGAAGAGCCCAUUGUGGAUAGGCUUUUCACUGCUUGACAAUGUACCAGACGUUCUUGUGAUGGAAUAUGUCGAAGAACUAGGCUGCAGCAUUUCAGAGUUGCCGAAACGGAAGCUGGAGGACUCGAAAAACACACAGGAACUCAUUGAAGCAGUCAACUCCGCGUUGAGUACAUCAAGCUCUGUCACAAACAACCCGUGCUGGGAGUGGUAUACAAAAUGUCAAGAAGAAUAUUCAGGGCAGAUCACAGAAGCCACAAAAGAAAAUAAGGGUAAAGGAGUGGACGAGGUUCUAGGAAACGAACUUCCUCCUCAAUCCGUCGAUGACAUGUCCGUUGACGAGGGACCCUGCCUGAACAGCAUCAUGCUAGGAAGUCUACGUAUGUCCGUCGACCAUGCCAUCGAUAGUUUUAUCAAAUUUGGUAACACUGUUUUGGGGCGGCCCAGGCUGUUCCACAGCACAUCACCAUACUUCCCCUCCCGAACCAAAUAUCCAGCCGCCGAUGUCCGCAAGGCUUUCCAGAAUAUCAUCACGGACAGCAUUGAAGGGGUGCCGGGAGUGGCGGACGUUCCAGGAUGGGGUUUAAGUGGCCACAAAGCAAUCUUCCACGAGAAGAGUGGUGGCAUUCGAACUAUUGUCUUUUCUUGUCGCUUAGAAGAUGGAAUACCAUACGCCUGGAAAAGUUACCAUCAUCAGGAGUACACGAGAAUUUGGGAGGUUGCGUGUGCCACUGUUGCCACUCCGGGCUACUUUGAUGCGAUAGAGAUUGACGGUGCCGCAUUCGUAGAUGGAGCUGUUUUUAUGAAUAAUCCUUCAUUCAGGGCCCUUGAGGAAGUCUUGGCCAUUCACACGAAGAUCCCUGCGGUUUUUGUCAACAUCGGAACAGGUACACAGUACAGUGACGGUGCCACUUUUCGUCGCUGGAGAGACAGACUCCAGCAAUCGAACAUACUUUUUGACCGGACUGUCAAACACUUCCAGACCGGGAGCGAAACGAAACGAUGGAUAGAGUUUGCUAGGCAUCAAGGGCUCAAAAAUGCAUAUACACUUAGUGCCGGAAAAGAUCUGCAAGCGAUUCCCCACUACGACUGGCAACCCGCCGACACUGGAAAGAAGACUCUCCAUGAGAUCACAAGGAUCACCGAAGAAUAUCUCCGCUGCGAUGAAGUAAGAGCUACCAUUAGUAUCAUUGCCCACGAGGCCGUUCAAAUUCGACGUGCACGAGCAAUUACAGAAAAGUGGAGAUCCUUUAUACAACCUCCUGCAGUCAAUCCACCUUCAGCACUUAGUUCAGUAGGUUAUGAUGGCACAGUUAAAUGGAAAUAA
Messenger RNA from Fusarium tjaetaba, 2706 nucleotides. RefSeq names its product guanine nucleotide-binding alpha-3 subunit. The record is from RefSeq and is a predicted model, not a curated record. Gene Ontology annotation, cellular component: membrane. Gene Ontology annotation, biological process: arachidonate metabolic process. The coding region runs from base 1 to 2706 and encodes 901 amino acids. NCBI's taxonomy places the organism in Eukaryota, Fungi, Ascomycota, Sordariomycetes, Hypocreales, Nectriaceae. The transcript is spliced from 4 exons.